AUGAACAGCGAUCUCCAUCGAUUCGGAGUGUCAUCUCAUUUCAGGGGGCGUUUCCCGAAAUCGUUCUCUCUAAGAAAGAAAGUGCCAUGGUGGUACCAAAUCCUUGAUCCACGUUCAAAGUUCAUUGCACAAUGGAACCGUUACUUCCUAUAUGCAUGCAUUGGCGCUCUGUUCCUCGACCCUCUCUACUUCUACUUCCCUGUCUCCGGAGACAAAGCAUGCAUGGAGACAGACUUGGUCCUCGGCGUCUUCGUCACAUUCUCACGCACAGUCGCCGACCUCUUCUUCCUCUUCCACAUGGUCCUCAAGUUUCGCACCGCCUUCGUUUCUCCCACUUCCCGCGUUUAUGGCCGCAAAGAACUCGUCACCGAUCCCGGCCAGAUCGCCUCUCGCUACCUCAAGUCUGAUUUCAUCGUUGAUCUCUUCGCCACCCUUCCUCUUCCCCAGAUUGUGAUUUGGUUCGUGAUUCCGGCGGUGAAAGAUUCAACGGCAGCUCAUGUGAAUCACACGCUGUCCCUGAUUGUUCUGAUUCAGUAUAUUCCUCGGUCAUUUCAGAUUAUUCCCCUGCAACGGCGAAUCUUGAAGACAAGCGGGCUCAUAACAAAAACUGCAUUGGCAGGGGCAUUGUACAAUCUUGGUUUCUACAUGCUGGCCAGCCAUGUUCUAGGAGCUUCGUGGUAUGUGACAUCCAUUCAGCGCCAGUUCGAGUGUUGGAGAAUAACUUGCAAGAAAGAGAUGAAUAGAACGCACUCUCCAUCUUGUAAUCCUUCGUUUCUCGAUUGUGCUACCCUCGGCAACCACGAACGCCAAGCAUGGUUCAGACGCACUAGAGUCCUCACUGAUUGUGAUGCUCUCAAUGAUAAAAACUUUCAGUUUGGAAUGUUCGCUGAUGCUUUUACUGAUCAUGUCUCUUCAUCAAGAUUCUUCCAGAAAUACUUUUACUGCCUCUGGUGGGGUUUAAAAAAUCUAAGUUCAUAUGGACAAAAUAUUCAGACCAGCACUUACAGUGGUGAAACAUUAUUUUCAAGUUGCAUCUGCAUAGCAGGUCUAAUCCUCUUUGCGCAUCUCAUUGGUAACAUGCAGAACUAUCUACAAUCUACAACUGCAAGACUUGAAGAGUGGAGACUUAGACAAAAAGAUACAGAAGAAUGGAUGAAUCAUCGCCAACUUCCACCAGAACUGCAAGAACGUGUUCGUCGGUUUGUUCAAUAUAAAUGGCUUGCCACUAGAGGUGUAGAUGAAGAAGCCAUUUUGCGAUCUUUGCCUUUGGACCUUAGGCGCCAGAUACAGAGGCAUCUCUGUCUUGAAAUUGUUCGCCGGGUUCCUUUUUUUGGUCAAAUGGAUGAUCAGCUCCUAGAUGCUAUAUGUGAACGCCUUGUUUCAUCCUUGAACACAAAAGACACUCACGUGGUUAGGGAAGGUGAUCCAGUUAGAGAAAUGCUUUUUAUCAUUAGAGGACAAGUAGAGAGCUCCACAACUGAUGGUGGAAGAUCAGGGUUUUUCAACACUAUCACUCUCAGACCCGGUGACUUUUGUGGUGAAGAAUUGCUAACAUGGGCCUUGAUGGCAACUUCUAGUCUUAACCUUCCAUCUUCCACUCGAACAGUUAAGACCCUCACUGAAGUUGAAGCAUUUGCACUUAGAGCUGAGGACCUCAAAUUUGUAGCCAGCCAGUUUAAGCGCCUCCACAGCAAGAAACUCCAACAUGCUUUCAGGUACUAUUCCCAUCAGUGGAGAGCUUGGGGGGCUUGCUUUAUACAAGCUGCUUGGAGACGUCACAGCAAGAGAAAAUUGGCAAUGGAGUUGUUAGAAAAAGAGAACUUGUACUACACAAAUGUGAUGGAGCUAGAAGAUGAUGAAGAAACUAGUGCAGGAGAAAGUUCAAUGGGGGAUAUUGCUAGCCUUACUCAGAAUCUUGGGGCUACAGUUUUGGCUUCAAAAUUUGCUGCAAACACUAAAAAAGGGGCAAUUAAAAAGGUAUCAAUCCCUGAUUCUGACAGUUUAAAGAUGCCCAAGAUGUUCAAGCCAACAGAGCCUGAUUUCUCAAAAUUCCAAGAUUAGCUGAAGUCACAUCUGAGGACCGAAUUAAGAUUGGGAACAUAAGGCUUUCUUGAUUCCUGUUUCUUUGUAUCUAUCUAGUUAUUUCUCAAAAUACCAAGAAACAGAGAAUUUUCUCUCAAUAGUUUAUCUAAGUUGUUGCAUAUA
Messenger RNA from Gastrolobium bilobum, 2205 nucleotides. Its product is annotated as probable cyclic nucleotide-gated ion channel 16. Gene Ontology annotation, biological process: transmembrane transport; potassium ion transport. Gene Ontology annotation, cellular component: membrane. The record is from RefSeq and is a predicted model, not a curated record. Lineage: Eukaryota; Viridiplantae; Streptophyta; Magnoliopsida; Fabales; Fabaceae. The transcript has 6 exons. Gene Ontology annotation, molecular function: voltage-gated potassium channel activity. The coding region runs from base 1 to 2061 and encodes 686 amino acids.